CGUCAACGCCAUCGUCCGGGCGACGGGGGCGCGGCCGCGGGGCGGGAGGGGCCUCAUGGCCGGGCCGGGCCGCCCGCCUUCCCCCGCUCCAUCCUCCGCCUUUUCCCACCUCCCCACUCCGGGUUCCGCGCUCUGACCCCACCCGUUGGGCGAGGGUCCGAGCCGGGCUCGGCGCGACCCACCGCUGUGAGGAUGGGGCAGCCGAGGAGGCAGGAGAACGGCAGCGGCCUGACGGCGCAAUGACCGGCGAGAAGAAGAAAAAGAAGCGGCUCAACCGCAGCGUCCUGCUGGCCAAGAAGAUCGUCAUACGGGACGGGGCCGGCCGACAGGGGAUUGGAGAGCCCAGUGUGUACCACGCAGUGGUGGUGAUUUUCCUGGAGUUCUUUGCCUGGGGUUUACUGACCACUCCAAUGCUGACGGUGUUACACCAGACUUUUCCUCAGCAUACCUUCUUGAUGAAUGGUCUGAUUCACGGAGUCAAGGGUCUGCUUUCUUUUCUAAGUGCCCCAUUGAUUGGUGCUCUCUCUGAUGUCUGGGGCAGGAAAUCCUUCCUCCUCCUCACUGUCUUCUUCACAUGUGCACCAAUUCCCCUUAUGAAGAUCAGUCCGUGGUGGUAUUUUGCUGUCAUUUCCAUGUCUGGAGUCUUUGCUGUCACCUUUUCUGUGAUUUUUGCCUACGUUGCUGAUAUCACACAAGAGCAUGAACGCAGCACAGCAUAUGGCCUGGUGUCAGCUACGUUUGCUGCUAGUUUGGUCACAAGCCCAGCAAUUGGUGCAUACCUUUCCCAAGCCUAUGGUGAUACACUAGUAGUUGUGCUAGCUUCAGGUGUUGCUUUGCUGGAUAUUGGUUUCAUCCUGCUGGCUGUGCCAGAAUCUCUGCCAGAAGAGAUGCGCCCUGUCUCCUGGGGAGCUCCAAUCUCUUGGGAACAAGCAGACCCAUUUGCUUCUUUGAGGAAAGUGGGUCAGGAUUCUACCGUGCUGCUCAUCUGUAUCACUGUCUUUCUCUCCUAUCUUCCUGAAGCUGGCCAGUACUCCAGUUUUUUCCUGUACCUGCGACAGGUCAUUGGUUUUUCCUCAGAAACUGUGGCAGCAUUUAUUGGUGUUGUUGGAAUUCUCUCUAUACUGGCUCAGACAGUAGUCUUGGGAAUUCUCAUGCGUUCAAUCGGAAAUAAAAACACCAUCCUGCUGGGACUAGGCUUCCAGAUCCUGCAGCUUGCCUGGUAUGGCUUCGGAUCACAGCCUUGGAUGAUGUGGGCAGCAGGGGCUGUGGCUGCCAUGUCUAGCAUCACCUUCCCAGCCAUCAGUGCCAUGGUGUCUAGGAACGCAGACCCUGACCAGCAGGGUGUAGUGCAGGGGAUGAUCACUGGAAUUCGGGGUCUGUGUAAUGGCCUGGGGCCAGCUCUCUAUGGCUUUGUCUUCUAUCUUUUCCAUGUGGAAUUGAAUGAAAUGGCUGAGGUGGAAACUUUGGGUAAGGCCUCCAAAACCAACAUGGCCAACCCAACGGAUGAGAGCAGCAUUAUCCCAGGGCCUCCUUUCCUGUUUGGAGCUUGCUCUGUCUUGCUGUCGCUCCUGGUGGCCUUGUUCAUUCCAGAACACAACCUUACUCUGAGAUCAGGCAGCCACAAAAAACACAGUAAUGGAGCCCAGACCCACACCCACAGCCCACAGGCUGGAGCUUCGGAUGGCAAGGAGCCCCUGCUUGAGGACAGCAGUGUAUGAGGUUGGGAGAGAAGGACCUGGCUUGUGUCUCAACUCCAGAUCAAAGAUGGACUUAGUUGGGGUUUGGGGAGAGAGGGUGGGAGGCAAGAAGGAGCGAGAUGAAAGACUGUACCACGAGCAGCUCACGAGAAGGGAAGUGGUUUCCCUUCAAGCCAAAUAUACUCAGCUGGUGCAAAAAUUGAA
Phasianus colchicus (ring-necked pheasant) is the source of this 1901-nucleotide messenger RNA. Its product is annotated as solute carrier family 71 member 1-like. Gene Ontology annotation, biological process: transmembrane transport. Gene Ontology annotation, molecular function: transmembrane transporter activity. The record is from RefSeq and is a predicted model, not a curated record. Gene Ontology annotation, cellular component: membrane. NCBI's taxonomy places the organism in Eukaryota, Metazoa, Chordata, Aves, Galliformes, Phasianidae.